Messenger RNA from Pygocentrus nattereri (red-bellied piranha), 2828 nucleotides. RefSeq names its product gap junction protein alpha 1b (gene gja1b). The coding region runs from base 177 to 1322 and encodes 381 amino acids. Gene Ontology annotation, molecular function: transmembrane transporter activity. The record is from RefSeq and is a predicted model, not a curated record. Lineage: Eukaryota; Metazoa; Chordata; Actinopteri; Characiformes; Serrasalmidae. Gene Ontology annotation, cellular component: connexin complex. The transcript has 2 exons. Gene Ontology annotation, biological process: heart development; cell-cell signaling.
CCGCACCAAAGUCUCUUAUAAGCGAGGAAAGUUUGACAAGUGUGCCUCAGUUCUUCUGUGGACCCCGAGCAGGAUUUUUGGAGAAAGAGGUGUGAGCUCUCAAGAAGUGACGGAGAAAGUCCCUUAGGGCUCUCUUCUUGCUUCUCGGUGUCUCUCCAGCAAGAACUCCCCCCAAUAUGGGUGACUGGAGUGCUUUGGGAAGGCUCCUUGACAAGGUGCAGGCAUACUCCACAGCCGGAGGGAAGGUCUGGCUCUCUGUUCUCUUCAUCUUCCGGAUCCUCGUUCUGGGCACAGCUGUAGAGUCCGCCUGGGGUGACGAACAGUCAGCUUUCAAGUGCAACACCCAACAGCCCGGUUGUGAAAAUGUGUGCUACGACAAGUCGUUCCCCAUCUCGCACGUGCGCUUCUGGGUGCUUCAGAUCAUCUUCGUGUCCACUCCCACGCUCCUCUACCUGGCACACGUAUUCUACUUGAUGCGCAAGGAGCAGAAGCUCAACCGCAAAGAGGAGGAGCUGAAGGCUGUGCAGAACGACGGUGGGGACGUGGACAUUCCUCUGAAGAAGAUUGAGCUGAAGAAGCUCAAGCAUGGCCUGGAAGAGCACGGCAAGGUUAAGAUGAAGGGGGCGCUGUUGCGCACCUACAUUGUUAGUAUUUUCUUCAAGUCUCUCUUUGAGGUUGUCUUCUUGGUGACCCAAUGGUAUAUCUAUGGCUUCAGCCUGAGUGCUGUUUACACUUGUGAGCGUUCCCCAUGUCCUCACAGAGUGGACUGCUUCUUGUCCAGGCCCACCGAGAAAACCGUCUUUAUUAUCUUCAUGCUGGUGGUCUCGCUGGUCUCCCUGCUUCUCAAUGUCGUUGAGCUCUUCUAUGUGUUCUUCAAGCGGAUCAAGGACCGCGUCAAGAGCAGACAGAACCAGUACCCGUCUGGUGGUACCCUGAGCCCCACGCCAAAGGAGUUGUCCACCACCAAGUACGCCUACUACAACGGAUGUUCCUCGCCCACGGCUCCACUGUCUCCCAUGUCACCCCCAGGCUACAAGCUAGCCACAGGCGAAAGGACCAACUCCUGCCGCAACUACAACAAGCAGGCCAACGAGCAAAACUGGGCCAACUACAGCACCGAGCAGAACCGACUUGGCCAGAACGGUAGCACCAUCUCCAACUCGCACGCCCAAGCCUUCGACUACCCCGAUGACACGCAGGAGCACAAGAAAAUAGCACCAGGCCAGGAGCUGCAGCCUCUGGCCCUGAUGGAUCCGCGGCCGUGCAGCCGAGCUAGCAGCCGGAUGAGCAGUCGAAUAAGGCCGGACGACCUGGACGUCUAGCUAAAGAACACAUGGAGCGCAGAGGGGACAGGCAACUGUCCAGUCACAGUUGUCCUCACUCUAGACUCUAGUUGAUAAAGAGACAUAAAAUUACUCACACUGCUGGAGGUACUAUUCGUUAAUUAAUGAUGAUGUUGAAACUAGCGGCGCUAACAUUGCCUUAACAAGCUGAACAGCUAGGGGGGUGACAGACCAUGAGGGUGUUCACUUCACUUGCUGACAGUCCUGCAUUUUUUUCCCCCGGAAGCAUAUGUUUUGGUGAUGUGAUUGAUUUUUCUACAACCACACAUUGACAUUCAGUUUCAAAAGACCCCAUUCCAGUAUUUCAGUAAUGCAUUUUACCCCAUUAUUACACAUUAUGUUCCUCAUCUCUAUGAUCUCUCCACCACUUAGUCAAACAGAGUUGUGAGGUUCCUAGAGCUAAAGUUCAUGAAUGAAUAUUUAUUUAUCCACUAGAUGACUGACUACUACUCAAGGUCACAUCCAUAUGAGUAAUACUUCAUAUGAAGUAAGUACAAUAAUAAGUCACCAGAGCCAAUUGCAUAUUUAUUAACAAUUAUCCAAAUUUCAGCAAUACAUCUAUUAACAAGAGGUUGCUUUAAUUAAUCGUAGUGGACUGUCAUUUUCCUGAUAAACUUUGAAUAUAUGUGGUGUUAGUUUGAUUAUUUUGUGUUUGUUAUAUUGGUGUGGGCAGAAUUAUCUGAUUUUUUUUUUAACUCUUUGAGAGAAAGGCUUUAUUUUUCCCUCUUUUUUAAAUAUGUCAUUUUUUUCAUCUUAUCAUUUUUGAAUGGGAGACUAGGACAGUAAAGGUUAGUUGUUUUUUUGUGUUUUACCCUUGGAGUGAGUGAUUUCUUUCUUUUUUUAAGUCAAUGUAAUCUUGCUGCUUGAGAGAUAGAGUUUUAGUACUGUAAAUCAAGCUAACUGUUGUCACAAAUGUGAGUUUUUAGAAGACUGCUUGUUAGAGCUGGACUAAUAUUUAGUCAGUUAAAUUAAAAGUUAUAUGCCAAUGUAGCUCCACAACUACCAAACACUAAUAGAUGAAAUUUCAAUUUGGACAUUUUAGUGUUGAUUCGCAAACUACAUCACAGCAUAUCGGUACUCGAACAUGGAGGUUCAUGGAUUCUUCAGCUACAAUGGUGUUUGCACUGAGAUUUUGGCAAGGAUGUCGUAUGAUGCAUAAGUGGCAAGUGUUCUCUCUGUUACGCAUGGAACUAAUUUAUUUUACCACACACCAAGCAGAAAAUCACUACACUAAAAGAACGUUUUCAUGUGAACCCUUGGUUAUUGUUUUUUGGGGGGGGAUCUUGAAGGACCAAGGCGAGAUCUAGCAUCCACAGAAUAAGGCAAACGAAGCUGUACAUACAGUUGUUUGAAGAAGAGAGUUGAGAAAAUGUCAUUCCAUGGGAAUCCACUGUUGUACAGUGUGCAAGUGCAUGAUAGCAAAAAAGUCAUUAAUCAAAUCUGUGAAAAAAGCUAUUUUAACCAAUAAAGAUUUUUUCUUUGUAA